This is a messenger RNA of Pogoniulus pusillus (Red-fronted tinkerbird), 5185 nucleotides long. RefSeq names its product copine 3 (gene CPNE3). Lineage: Eukaryota; Metazoa; Chordata; Aves; Piciformes; Lybiidae. The record is from RefSeq and is a predicted model, not a curated record. The coding region runs from base 771 to 2372 and encodes 533 amino acids. Gene Ontology annotation, molecular function: receptor tyrosine kinase binding; calcium-dependent phospholipid binding. The transcript is spliced from 16 exons. Gene Ontology annotation, cellular component: plasma membrane. Gene Ontology annotation, biological process: cellular response to calcium ion; ERBB2 signaling pathway.
CGGGCUGCGGGGUGAGGGAGGUAUUGCCCGUAGGGUAGCGACGUUGUCUGCCGUUUUGCUGUUUGGCAUGGGGCGCUGUCUGCGGGUGAUGGGGGCCCAAGGCCCGUUGUCUGGUGGGGCCCCGUCGGCUUCCCACACUUUAGGGGUGGCUUGGCCGACGUGCCGAGUGACUGGCUGCCCGCCAGCAUUUGCCUCCCCUCCGACCUGGGAAGGGGGAAUUGAUGCCUCUUGCUGCCUCCCUGGGGGCGUUCCGUGCGUUCUUUCGAGUUGCUGCCCGCCUCGGGCGCUUCCUUGCUCUGUCAGGUGUGGUCUGCCCCUCCUGCAGAAAGAUGGCUGUGGCUGGCAGGCAGGAUAGGGCAGGGCUGGGGCGGGCGCCGCGGGCGGCGGCUUGCCCUGGCUGUCCCCUCUUGUGAAACAUCCCCUGAGGUGGCGGGGCCUGUUUCCUGCGCCCACGCACGGGCAGCUCUCUGCGGGGCACUGAACACGGCCUGCAGCGGAACUCGAGGAAUCGCUGUCUGGUUUGGCGGUCCUCUAGUAGCGCAGCUAGGUGAGGUUAGAUCUGUGGGGCAGAACACUGAAGUGCUAGUCUUUGGCGAUGUAAUGCUGCUCAGACGAGCACCCGCGCCCUGAGAGAGGAGACUGCCAGAAGCCAGCGUCGUUCCUCAGAGGAAAACCCCACACGCUGUUCUUCCAGAGCUUCUCUUCGAGUGGGUGGUUGUUCGGUCGUGCUUCACUGUAGUUGCGUGUCCUGCUGCUUUCUAGCUUAACAAAUGGCAGCCCAGUGUGUCACCAAGGUGGAGUUGAUGGUUGCUUGCACCAAUCUCUUGGAUAAAGACGUUGGUUCCAAGUCAGACCCGUUGUGUGUGCUUCUCCAGAACACGAGUGGUCAGCAGUGGUAUGAGGUUGAUCGCACAGAAAGAAUUAAGAACUCCUUGAACCCAAAGUUUGCCAAGAAAUUUGUAAUUGACUACUAUUUUGAGCUUGUUCAGAAACUUAAAUUUGGAAUAUAUGACAUAGAUAACAAAACCUUUGAUCUGAAUGAUGAUGACUUCUUAGGAGAAUUUGAAUGUACACUGGGACAAAUAGUUUCUAGCAGGACUCUGACAAAACCCUUGCUACUUAAAAAUGGCAGACCUGCUGGAAAAGGAACUAUUGUGAUCACAGCAGAGGAGGUGAAGGAUAACCGAGUGGUUAUAUUGGAAGUAGAAGCAAGGAAACUAGACAAUAAGGAUUUUUUUGGAAAGUCAGAUCCUUAUCUGGAAUUCCACAAGCAGACUGGAGAUGGAAACUGGGUGAUGGUUCACAGAACAGAGGUUAUUAAAAACAACCUCAAUCCAGUUUGGAGGCCCUUCAAAAUCUCUCUCAAUUCUCUGUGUUACAGUGACAUGGAUAAAUCAAUCAAGGUUGAGUGCUAUGACUAUGAUAGUGAUGGAUCUCAUGAUCUCAUAGGAAGUUUUCAAACCACAAUGUCAAAACUGAAGGAAGCCUCUCGGUCUUCACCUGUGGAGUUUGAGUGCAUCAAUGAAAAGAAAAGACAGAAGAAAAAAAGUUACAAGAACUCGGGCAUCGUGAGCGUUAAGCACUGUGAGAUCAUGGUAGAAUGCACGUUCCUUGAUUACAUCAUGGGUGGAUGUCAGCUGAAUUUCACAGUGGGGAUAGAUUUCACAGGCUCCAAUGGGGACCCUCGCUCUCCAGACUCUCUGCACUACCUCAGUCCUAAUGGAGUGAAUGAAUACCUGACAGCCAUUUGGUCUGUGGGCAUGGUGAUUCAGGAUUAUGAUACAGAUAAGAUGUUUCCAGCCUUUGGAUUUGGUGCACAGAUUCCUCCCACUUUUCAGGUGUCACAUGAGUUCCCAUUAAAUUUUAACCCAUCAAACCCAUUCUGUCAUGGAGUCCAAGGCAUUGUUGAUGCAUAUCGAGCUUGUCUCCCUCAAGUGCAGUUAUAUGGGCCAACCAAUUUUUCUCCAAUCAUAAAUCAUGUGGCAAGAUUUGCUGCUGCAGCUACACAGCAGCAAACAGCAUCUCAAUACUUUAUACUUCUGAUCAUAACAGAUGGCGUGAUAACAGACCUUGAUCAAACUCGAGCUGCCAUUGUCAAUGCUUCAAAGUUGCCCAUGUCCAUCAUCAUUGUUGGUGUUGGAGGAGCAGACUUCAGCGCUAUGGAGUUUCUUGAUGGUGACAAUGGAGUUCUUAGGUCCUCAUCAGGAGAAGCAGCUGUCAGAGACAUUGUACAGUUUGUUCCAUUCAGGAAGUUCCAAAAUUCUCCAAAAGAAGCUCUGGCACAGUGUGUCCUGGCAGAAGUCCCUCAACAAGUGGUGAACUAUUUCAGCACCUACAAACUUCAGCCUCCUCAGAAUCCUGCUGCCAAGUGAAAGGACUGAGCAGAGGAGCUGAGGGAGUCCUUGCUUCACUUGGCCUAUCGACAGACUGGUUCUUGAGAUAUUUCUGUAUAGAUGUAUACACACCUAUAUGUGUACAUCUGUGCCUGUAUGGUUACCUCUGCUAGCUUUGCCUGCAGAUUGCUUUCCCAAGUCUGCCUUUUGAGGGGAAAAAAUGUAGUUGUGUUAAUAUUUGGUGUUGAUUUGAAAGACAGGGCUUAAGUGAAUACAUUUUAUUUCUAAAAUAUCAGACAAUAGAAAAGUUAAAUGUGCAGAGAAGGGGAAGAACAGCUGGAAGUGGGACAGCUGCCUGUUUGGUAAAUAUGGCCAGUGGGAGUGUUCAGUUACGUGUGCAGGUGUCAGUACUGCGGACUGAAGUUUCUCAGUGAUCAUAAAACCAGGCUGAAGUGAAAAAGAGGAUUUAUCCCCAUCAAACAGGUCAAGUUUUGUAUGUGCUGUGACCAAUUUGAAUUACUUCAGGCUUCUGUGUCUUAUUAAGCUGCCAUCACAGAUCUUUAUCACAGGAGCUUCAUAAUUAAACAAGUGCCAGAAGAGAGCACAAAGGACCUCCUGGCACCCCUGCCUCCCGUUUGCCACUUCUCUGCCCGUGGCUAGUGCCUGGGAUUCAGGGCUGUGUGAACAGGAGCCAAACAAGUCAUUAAAACAUAUAGCAGGCAUUCUCUUAAGGUAGUGCAGGAGUAACUUGGGUGAAUCUCAAAAGAAUACUACUGGCCUUUGGAGGCUACUUCUGUAAAGGCUGGGAACUUCAGAUUUUCCUUUAGGUGAAGUUUUGGGGUUUGUUUUCGUGGGAUUUUUCAGUGUUUUUUGAUGUGUUUUUUUUUCCCCCCCAGAAACCAGUAAUUACUAUUGAUCUUUAAAGGGGCCUUUGUGAAGUGAGAAUUCACUUUUAGUUUUGUCUGAUUUCUAGGUGCAUGUUUUCAAGCAAAGGCAGUUCUUGAAAGUGCUCUCUGUAUUGGUUUUCUCAUAUUCUCAAUUAUGCAUCUCUUUCGUGAGCCUACUAAUGAAAAGUGCCUGCAAAAUCUAGUCUUCCCUUUUCUCCCACAGCAGGAUGACAUAAGGUCUCUAAGCUCUAAUCCUAUUAUCAUGCUGUGUUUCUCUAGGGCACACAAUUUCUCCUUUAUUGUCUUGCCUUGAGUUUUGUCUUCAUUACACCAAGUGUAAAUCGUGUUCUACUUGCUUAGUGGACAGAUGAAGCUUUUUCGUCUCCCAGUGGCAUACUGCUUUCUGAGGAUCACUUCUGAUCCUGUCAGUGCAUGUAAGGUAAGAGGAUGGAAAGGUCUCAUUUAUCACUUCCAAAGUGCCAGUCUUGAACAUCAGUUUUGCAGGUCCACAUUCGAAGUGGUUUAGAGUUAAGUGUCUGAUAGAUCUGAUUCUGGGACAGUCUACCUUACAAACAUUUCGCACUAAUGAUGAAGCUGUCAUACUUGGAUGCUCAAGAUCACACCUGGUCAUUGUAUGUAUGUGACUUUUUUCAGUUGCUAGAGCUGCUCUGGGGGGUUAUUUUGUAUAUAUAUGUAUUUUCUCCCACACAUAUAUAAUCCUGUCAAAGAUCUGAAUUCACAGUAACAUCAGUGGAUGAAAGACAAAUGUAUUGUGAUGGUCUUGCAUAGUCUUUAUAUCCCAUAAAACAUAGCAGAUGUGUUACAGACAGUUAUCAAUCAUGACUAUGUUAUUCUUCCCUCCAUUUUCCUUGGUGGAAGGGUUCCUGAAUAGUUCCAGUAGCAGAGUACUAAGGAAGAGAGGUUUUGUUUCGUAUUAAGUAUAAUUCAUGUGUUUAUUUAAUAAUCUACAAACAUCUUCUUAUCAGUAGUUCAAAUAUGUUUCUGCCUUAUGCAUAAGUUAUGAUGAGGUGUUUUGCCAGAUACGCAACACAAACUAUGAAUCUCAAGUAAGUAGUUAUGGGGAGCCUAAAUCACGGUGCAGAAAAUGGAUAUUGCAUGCUUUUGGAGCAGUAAACUGUUUCACAGCAGCAUGCUCCAUGUACAGAGAACACUAGGUGCAGUACAUUUGUUGAGGUGGAUGAGUACUACAGGUAAGAGUAGAUGAUACUACUGAAUGUCCUCUGAGCUGUCUUGCCAAAAACCAAUUCUGUUUCUAAGCUCUUCUCCCAGUUCUGAGUUGCCAUGGAUGUGCCUUUAAAUGCAUUUAAGUAUGUUAAUGGCUGUUAAUUCUGAAAUAAUGUUUUAUGUUUUGUCUGUGCUCUAUACAUAAAUGCUGAGUUUAUACAGCAGAAAAAUCAUUAUCUCUUAUUGGAAAAGUGCUUCUGUGUUCCUCAGGCUUAGGGAAUUCAGCGGCAGGUCAGAGACACCUGCUUCUCUGUAUGCCCUGUUCUAUGUAAAAGUCUCUGAGACCUGACAGCAGCAAGAAAUAUCUUCCAGUUAGAACUUUCCUUCAAAGUGCUCAGCUAAUGUCUGUUGAAAAUUUUGGGAAAUUCUGAGUUAUGCUGAAGCAAUAUUCUAAGUCAAGGAGCAAAACAGAUGGUAAGUCAAGGGCAAGGGGAAUGACCGUUGUGCCGUUUUCCCUCUGUUUUUACAUGUUAAAAAUGCCUUAGUAGCUUGAGGGUGGCAGAGCAAAUAUUGCCAGUCUUGUGAAGUGGAUCACUGCCGCCACCUGGUGCCAAAGAUUGUGUAUAGCACUUCGGGAUCAGAUGCUUUUUGCCCUUUAGUUGUUCUAAUAGAAGCGCGGCAGAGAAAUAACCUGGAACCAGAUAUUUUUACUUUCCUAUGUAUUUCAAUUCUGAUGAAGUUAACCGAUUUAUAGUGCCUAUUAAAAGUAUAGUUUCAAUA